Wyeomyia smithii (pitcher-plant mosquito) is the source of this 2407-nucleotide messenger RNA. RefSeq lists its product as uncharacterized. The record is from RefSeq and is a predicted model, not a curated record. The transcript has 4 exons. The coding region runs from base 105 to 2264 and encodes 719 amino acids. Lineage: Eukaryota; Metazoa; Arthropoda; Insecta; Diptera; Culicidae.
CUCCUGAUUGCUAAUCGUUAAUGUUUCAGUAGGCCGUGGGUUGAAAAUAUUACGCAACAGUUAUCAGUCGAUUUGUCCACCACUCGAAACCAAAUUUCUGUACGAUGCAACUUCCAUGUCAGGAUAAUCCGCAUAAGCAGAAUGACCUCACACUGUCCGUCUGGAAAGUGUGCAAUCAGAUACGGCACUUGCUCGACUCCCAGCAACGUUCAGAACUACGACAAUUCCUUCAAAAGCAUGACCCCUAUUUGUCCGGUAUCAUACAGGGCUACGAAUUUGUAAACGUCCUUAAAUGCAUACUGAAGCAAUGCUUAUCUGGAAACGAAAUUUGUCAGCUGGCCGAAUAUUUUCAAACGUCCGAUUCAGCAGGGGUUGCUUAUCGACAAUUUCUUGACCUCAUAACGGACGACGGUUUGCACACAUCGAAAACCCAACGGACACUAUCCGCUAGCGAGCAUCGCCGGCUGGCACUGGUGCUGAUGGGAAUCGCUCAAGCGUUGCGUUUUCGAGAGCAAGUUCUUCGACCAUAUUUUGAAGACUACGAUCUGAUUGCUCAGAAUGGUGGUUCAGUUACCGCCGCCUAUUUCAAGCGUGUUUUGUACUUUCUGGGCAUUACACUUGGUCAAUACGAAUGGGAAUUAAUGUUCAAAAGAUUCACUACUGAUAGUUAUAAAAUUGACUACGAAUCGUUCGUUGAGGAAAUCGAUCAACUGUUUAGAUAUCUCGAUAGUCGAGGUCCGAUCGAACGACAGUGCGAUGAAAAUGUUCCUCCGAAAGUCAUUACCGUCGAACAACCAAAAAUCGACCGACCGGAAGUUGGUGUUAUGAAUUUGUCACAGAUUCUUUGUAAAGAAAUAGCCCAUCACCCAUGUUUGCAGCCAUCGCGAGAGAAGCGCAACUUUCAAACAUUGAUAAAUCACAUCAAAAAACACAUCUGGGAAAAUCGAGUGCGCACGCGGGAGUUUUUCGAACAAUUCGAUGCUUUUGGAUGUGGAUGGAUAAGCCGAAGUCAGUUCGUUCGAUCUAUGGAUGCAAUUGGACUAUCGGGACUACAUCGGCUACCGUUAACGGACUGUGAGGUGAGCACAAUCUGCGAUCACUACCAGGAUAUAGGGGAUGCCAACAGAAUACGGUGGGAACGGUUUACGGAUGAAAUUGAUGAGGUGUUCACGGUACAGAAUUUAGAUAAGGGUCCAUUACUAGAAUUUGAAGUGCCUCCAGAGGAAAUCCGCGAAUUGCCUCGUGAAGGUGAACUAAAAAAGGAGCAGCACAAUCAGGUAGUUCGUGAUUUGGCGGAAGACGUGGUCCUAUGUGUUAGAACGCUGGUGAGAGGCAGGCGAAUUUUCAUACGUCCGGUAUUUGAAGAUUUCGAUCCCCAUCAUAAUGGACAUGUUUCGCGCAGCCAAGUAGGGGAAGCGCUGUCGAUAUUAGGAAUCGUCAUAACGGAAGAGCAAAUUUAUGCUCUGUGUCAGCGGUACAGCGAUGAUUUAGGGUUCAAUUAUGUGAAAUUUUUUAGGGAUGUUGAUCCGAUGCCAACAAUCAACUCAGCGUAUCAAGAUUUACAAACUCGGUUAAAACUAGUGAACGCUUCGAGUCAGGAAGGGAAUCCUCACCCUCACGAGUGCGAUAUUGUUCGUGUUCUCGCCAAAGUCAAAGGUCAGGCUGUCCGCCAAAAGCUACGCAUUGCGGAUUUCAUGCGGGGUUUUGAUCCGCUUAAUCAUUUUCGUAUAACAGUCGAUCAAUUCGAACGCGGUCUUUCGAUCGCUUCUAUAAUUCUAACACCAACGGAAGUCGCAACGCUGGCCAAGACUUUCAAGACACCCCUGGGCGAAACGAUAGAUUACAAACGAUUCUGCGACACUGUUGCCGAGGUUGACUAUCAAUGUCAACUGGAAAAGUCCCCCUUGCUGGUUCCAUUGCAGCACUUUCCCUCCGAGGAUGGCCCCCAUAACCAUUUGAGUUUCGAAGAACGCGUUAUUUUUUCACAAACCUUGCAAAAGCUAGCGCAUUCUGCGGAUGUUGUGAGCAAUUUACGCCCGCUCUUUCAGGACUUUGACCGCCAACGAUUAGGCGUAGUAAACCGAAAUCAACUCAUACGGUCAUUCGCCGCACGUGACCUGCAUACGGCCAUUUCUAGCCGAGAGUUUGAAGUGCUAUGUAAAGGUUUUGCUGUUCAAAUAGGUUACAGACAAGAAGUAAACUAUCGAGCACUGCUUGCGUCGCUAGAUUAUCUUUAUGCGAACCGCGAAAAUCACCCGUUCUGAAGUGCUGAUUGCUAAGGUUAUUAUCUGGUGGAGAAAGCUUUAUAAAUUUGUCGUACGGAAAGUAAACUUGGGCAUUUCAUAAUGAGUAUCAAAACUAACAAGAACAAUCUUAUUUGUUAAUAAAUUAUUUGAUCAUGUUGCCA